AUGAGUUACCUGUUUAAUUCAAACAGCUCUAUCAGUGAUAAAACACCAUUCAGCGCUUCUAUGAGACGGAGCAGCAUGAGAGGAGAGAAAAGUCAGUUAUUCAUGAAAGAAGUCAAAGAAGAAGCCGCACAUUUUGGGUUGAGAGCUGUUGAUUCCAAUGAAGACAUUCCUGAUGAAGAUGACGAAGAUGAAGAAGAGAAGGAGCCUGGAAUUGCCAACGUUAAUGAUGUUGAAUUGAUAUUUGAUGAUAUGAAUGGCAACGAAUUCCCUGCUAUCCAGUCUCACUCUGAUCUACCACAUCCACACAUGAAUGGCAACCACCAACCUGAACCUGGAAAACGUGUGAUUCCUCCUUUACGAGAGUUAGGGGAAGGUGUUCGUCCUAGAACUAAUUUGUCGGCACACCUUAAACAGCCCACCACGGUUAUAUCUUCUCUUCUGAUACCAACCCCGCCCUCAUCUUCUUGGGCAGGCAGCAGUGGAAUACCAUCACAGAGGUCACCAGUUGAUGCUAGACAUGGUUCAACAACAAACACUAAAACUACCGUUGGAGGUGAAACCAAGUCUUCGGUAUCUGUUGGAGAGAAGACAAAAUCUCCAGCGACUACAACAGUUACGACUACUGGAAAGUUAGUCACACCGAAAACCGGCCCCUUAGAUUCAGUUUCUGGACAUUCAAAGGGAACAUCAACAGUCCCCAAAUCCACUUCCUCCACAAAACCAAUUACUUCUAAAUCUUCAACAAAAGCCACCCCCACCACUACCACCACCACCACCACCACUACCACUACUAGUUCUUUCUCUGCUAUUUCUUCUAUUUCAGCUUCCAAGGGAUCCACAGGUACAAUCCCAAAAGCCUCUGCACCGACAGGGCCCAAAGAGAAAAGUAAGGAAAAUGCUGAUCCAUCUUUGCAGAAAGAAGCCAUAAGUGGCAAACCUCCAGGUAGUACAGUUACCCAACCAUCUGGUACAUCUGUACAACCCCAGUUAAACAUUCCAUCAGUCUUGAAUGACGUGCCUGGAGCUAAUAACAGUGCAAAUGAAACUCCCAAGUUGAAACCUCGCUCAGAAUCCCGUUACCCAACUGGAGGAAGCCUGACCGGUACAACACUAAUUGACCUUAAACGACAACGUAUUGAGAAGUAUAAUCGCAGCGGUACGUCCAACUGCAAUGGUGGCACGAACAAUAACUCCUUAGGAGCCUCUGCUGCUGGCAGCAGUGGAGGAUCAACUGCUAAAACCUCAAGCCUUGAUUCUGAGAUUCAAAACAUGUUUCUGGCUAACGUCUUGGCUGACCGAAGUCCUAUCCAUUCUCCAUCAUUGGGAAAGAAUGGACAUAAUUCUGGCCUUCCUCCAUCAGCAACUGACUCCAGUAGAAAUAGUAAUUCAAGUCUGAACACAGUUGGGACACAGAGUGGAAACAAUAACAACAACAUGACUACGGGUCCUCGGACGGCUUCCAUGAUCAAUGGUAACCAACAAUCUAUGCGUAAGUUUUCGGCCUCCAGUAGCGUGCAGGUAAUCGGUGGUGAUGAUGACGAGAAACGAAACUGUUGUAUAAUUAUCUAA
Acanthosepion pharaonis is the source of this 1569-nucleotide messenger RNA. The record is from the annotation of a GenBank genome assembly. Lineage: Eukaryota; Metazoa; Mollusca; Cephalopoda; Sepiida; Sepiidae.